This is a messenger RNA of Pichia kudriavzevii, 2421 nucleotides long. RefSeq lists its product as uncharacterized. Gene Ontology annotation, biological process: oligosaccharide metabolic process; protein N-linked glycosylation. Gene Ontology annotation, cellular component: endoplasmic reticulum membrane. The record is from RefSeq and is a predicted model, not a curated record. The transcript has a single exon. Gene Ontology annotation, molecular function: Glc3Man9GlcNAc2 oligosaccharide glucosidase activity. NCBI's taxonomy places the organism in Eukaryota, Fungi, Ascomycota, Pichiomycetes, Pichiales, Pichiaceae. The coding region runs from base 1 to 2421 and encodes 806 amino acids.
AUGGUGAUGAACAUUUUACUGUAUAUAUCACUCUUCUGUGGUAUAGCCGUAUCUCAGGGCUUUGUUGAUAUUGGUCAGAUUGCGGAACAGUAUGAAAAGUUAAAUCAAGAGUCUUUGAAUUGGGGGCCGUAUCGUUCUAACUUAUACCUUGGUUUAAGACCUAAAAUUCCUGAAUCUUUGAUUGCAGGACUUUUAUGGUUCCCCACUGAGACUUUCCAUGGUGUGUCACUUGCAAAACAUGCAUGUGAUCAAAGUCACAAUAUUAAGAAAUUUGGAUGGACGAAGUAUGACCCAAGAUAUGGUGGGUUAGAGAGAAUUAUUGAUGGCGAUUCCGGUUUGGAAUUAAGCGUAAAGUUUGUAAAGACAGAAGAUGGUCUUAAUUGGGCACUUCGUAUAGAGGGUACAACUAAUAAUCCACACUCUGUCCAUUCUGUCGUCUUUUACACAGGCUUAGAAAGUGAUGGUGAUAUUGAAAGAAUUAGUGACCCUGUACCAGGUACUGAUAAUCUAGUUGAUGGAGAUUUGAUUAUCAAAGGUAAAAUGGAUAAAAUUGGUGGUGAGUUUGAUAUUCAAAUUAUCGAUGAUGUGAAAAAUGUUAUGCCCAAAAGUAAUACCUUGGAUUAUGAUCCAUCAUUCAACCCAUCACUAACACACCACGUUUCUUUGACGGUUCCAUAUGAAGAGGUUUGGAAAGCUAGUGAUAUAUUCUGGACACUCUUAAGAUUGAAUGUUGAGGAAAUUGAAGAGUUGGAGAAAAGGCCCUAUGAAUUUUCACCUAUAGAAUUAUUCCAACUGAGAAACCCUGGUGGGUUCCAAGGUAAUUUGCAUUUUGUGGAAAAAACGUUCAUCGGUAAUUUCCAAUACGACAUCAUAUUCAAUACAAAAAGCUCUGCGAAUAAAAUUCAAUCUGAGCACUUAGAUCAGAUGAUUACCAAAACAUUAAAUAGAAUAGAUGAAAAAUUCACAAGGAAGUUUCAGCUUAAUGCACCAUUCAAUACUGACAAAUACGUCGACUUUGCCAAAGAGAUAUUGUCUCAACUUAUGGGUGGUAUUAUUUAUCAGUACGGGGACCAGUUAGUUGACAGAAAAGCCAUUGUUGAUGAUGUCAAUUUCUCACAUGCACAGUUGAAUGGUGAAAAGGAAGGACCUUAUGAACUUUUCACUUGCGUUCCAAGCAGGCCCUUUUUCCCGCGGGGUUUCUAUUGGGAUGAGGGGUUCCAUUUGUUACCUGUCUUAGAUUACGAUUCCGAUUUGACUUUGGAAAUUGUUAAAAGUUGGUUUUCUCUAAUCGAUGAUAACGGAUGGAUUGCAAGAGAGCAAAUACUGGGAGAUGAGGCAAGAACCAAAGUGCCGAUGGAAUUUACUAUUCAAAAUCCAAAUAUUGCCAAUCCGCCCACCCUUAUGCUUAUAUUUACGGAAUUAUUAGAUAUGGCGAACAAGCUGAAUCUAGAAAGACUAACUACUCAAAAUGAUAUCGAGUCGAACUUAUACUCAUACUCAAAGAUGAAAGAUUCUCUGGGUGACUUGCAUUUAGAAAAUCCGGAAUUAAUGAUCGAUUAUGCCCACUCGAUAUACGAGAAGUUGCAAAGGCAUUAUGAAUGGUUCAGAAGGACACAGCGCGGUAAUACAGACGAUAUUGAAAGAUCAUAUCCACACAAUGAGGAAGUAUAUCGUUGGAAAGGCCGGACAAAGGACCAUUGUUUACCCAGUGGCAUUGAUGACUAUCCCCGCUGUAUUGCCGAUAUUGGAGAAUUGAAUGUUGAUUUAAUUUCUUGGAUGGGUGCUAUGACUAGAGCAAUGCAUCAAAUUGCACAAUUAUUGGGCAAACAAGAUGAUGCCAAGCUAUAUAAGCAAAGAUACGAAUUCAUUGUGGAGAAUAUUGAUAGCGUCCAUUGGUCAGAAGAAGACCAGAUGUAUUGUGAUGUAUCUGUUGAUGAUGAUGAUUUGGACGUCUUUGAAUGCCAUGAGGGUUACGUUACAUUGAUGCCGUUUGUGCAUAGACUAAUUCCUAGUGGCAGUACCUCAAAACUUUUAGCUACAUUGAGAAGUUUAAGUGACCCUGCGAAACUAUGGUCUCAAUUUGGCAUUAGGUCAUUAUCCAAACAGGAUGCUAACUUCCAUAAAGGUGAGGACUAUUGGAGAGGACACAUUUGGAUCAACAUCAACUAUUUAGUCUUGGAAUCACUGUUUGAUUAUGGUUCUCGAGCUGAUGUCGAUCCCGCUGUCAGGGCUGAGAUCAGUGAUGUAUACAAGAAAAUGAGAGAGAAUGUGGUUUCUAAUAUAUUUGAGGAGUACCAACGUACAGGAUAUGCUUGGGAGCAGUAUAAUGAAGAAGACGGGCAUGGACAACGUACUAGACAUUUCUUGGGAUGGACAUCACUGGUGAUUUUGAUGAUGAAGAUGCCAACGGAGAUUUUAUAG